Messenger RNA from Malassezia vespertilionis, 684 nucleotides. RefSeq lists its product as uncharacterized. Lineage: Eukaryota; Fungi; Basidiomycota; Malasseziomycetes; Malasseziales; Malasseziaceae. The record is from RefSeq and is a predicted model, not a curated record. The transcript has a single exon. The coding region runs from base 1 to 684 and encodes 227 amino acids.
AUGCAACGCGCACGUCCCGUAGUAGCGUACGACGAUUUGCCCCACGACCGAUCGGCUGUUCAGCGCGCCGCGACACAGACAGAUGCGCCCGUGCGUGAAAAAAGGCGCAAAAGAAAUGCGCAUGUCCGCACACACACGACGUACCAUGGGCCGCACUGGGACGAGGCGCCGGACGAAAAAGUGCGCGACGUACCUGCGUGGGAGGAAGAUUCGGAGGACGCCAUGGUAGCUUCGCCUGUACCUGGAGAUGCAUCGCCGUUCCUCGACACGGUCGAACUUCCAAGCGGGGAGGCGCUGUGCUCGGAAGAAGUGUGGGACGACCGGUUUUUGCGCGAUGCAUGGGACGCGGCGGAAGCAGAGUACGUUGCAUUUCACCAGCAGCGCACCGCGGAGAUCGAUGGGGUGCUUGCAGGGAAAGACGCGGCGUGGUUCCGCUUGCCGAAAGAGAGUGCAGCGCACGCCGAGCCCAGAGCGCCGCGCGUGGACACGCCAGGCUGGGCAGCGGCGCAGCGCAUUGUAGCGUCGACGCCGAAUCAUAUUCCAGGGCACGCCGCUGUGCCCCCAAGCGACGCAUUCACUCCCCCGGCCGUGCUGCCGGACGGCGACACGCUACAAAAUCUAGUCAUGGCAUGGUAUUAUACAGGAUAUUACACGGCACUAUACCAAAAAGAAAGUAGAGGAUAG